CACAACACAAUAAUUCUUAUAUAUAUGUAUACACAUUCCUACUAACCAAAAAUCCAUCAUCAAGAGAGAGAUAAAUCAAGAAUGGGUGCUCUUUUACUUGUUGUGUUACUUUUCUUGAGUUCAGCCACUCCGCAUUCAUAUGCAAGUUCCGUCGUACAUAGCAAUGAUACACAGAAAACAUGGUGCAUUGCAAAACCGUCGUCGGAAGAGAGCAUUCUUAUAGCGAAUAUCAACUAUGCUUGCUCUCAAGUAGACUGCAGAAUUCUGCAGAAGGGAUGCCCUUGCUUCAUACCUAAUAAUUUGAUCAACCAUGCCUCAAUUGCCAUGAAUCUCUACUAUCACUCUAAAGGCAGCAACCACUGGAAUUGCUACUUUGGUAACUCGGGCCUUCUCGUCGUCACCAACCUGAGUUAUGGAAGCUGCAUUUAUGAAUAAUGAGGGCUUGAGUGACAUUGUAGCAAGGAACUAUUGAUUCAUGACAAUGAAAAUCAUGGAUUACAAAUAAUUUAUUUGAUCAUUUUAUUUUACUGCUAUUAUUGUAUUUGGUUAGUACUAUGUAAUUUAGUAUCUCGAUGGUUAGGAGUCAGGACAUAAAAGUUUAGUACUUUCCAUGUAAAAUAAAUUGUGUAUGUAUUUUGACCAUUUUCAUUAAA
Messenger RNA from Salvia hispanica, 653 nucleotides. RefSeq names its product Carbohydrate-binding X8 domain superfamily protein. The record is from RefSeq and is a predicted model, not a curated record. NCBI's taxonomy places the organism in Eukaryota, Viridiplantae, Streptophyta, Magnoliopsida, Lamiales, Lamiaceae.